AUGGGGGAGACGGGCGCUGUCAAGCGCAAGGGCAAGCCGCGAGGGAUCCGCCGCGAUCGCGACUGUCAGAGCUGCAAGGACCGCGGCAUCAAAUGUGAUCUGAACCGGCCACGCUGUCAACCAUGUGUACAGUCUGGCCUGCCCUGUGGCGGCUAUCCUCAACGUGUCAUCUGGGCCACUGAGACGACCUCCAGGCAGAGACGCCCUUCGGAGACGUUGAGGAGCUCCAGCUCGAGAACAGCAACAUUGUCGAAAGAAUCGCCCACGAUAUCACAUCCAAAACCCGCGGCCAGUGGCUCGCCCAGCACCCCGGUGAAUAAUGCUGCUGAUGCUGCUACAACGGUAGAAGCCGCCACUGAAGCCGCGCGCGCGCAAUAUCCGGAAAACCACCAGUAUAGCUUUAUCAAACGCCUCACGGAAUUCUACGAGCAAAUCAAAGUAACUGAGCACCAGUCCAACGGAAGUUAUCUAUCGCCCAAGGCGAUAGACCUAGUAUCGCGUAUCUGGGAUUUUGUGCGCGCACGAAUGCAAGGCUACGUUACUGUCGGCUCGCCGGAACAGUCGUCUAUGGACGCCGUGCGUUUCCAUGUCGCGGCGCUGAUGGAGCUAGCCGAGGCUGUUGAAGAGGCCCACCCAGUUGCAUUGUUUGGAAUAGCAGCCUUUGCCUUUUUCGAAGUAUGUGAUGGGUCCUUUGGGGAAUGGCAGCGCCAUCUCAAAGGGGCACGCUCCUUGCUGGAUAUCCACUGCCGCAGCAAGGCCGAUCUCGACCAGCUGUCGCGCGAUAUUAGCGGCCUGACCCAUAUCGUCGCCCACCUGGUGUGGUUUGACACGAUGGGCGCUAUCAUCAGAGGCAGUCGCGGUCUGAUAUUCGACGACUGGCAUCGGGAGACGCUAAUGGACGGCUUCUUUGCCAGGGUUGGCUGUCCGCCAGACACUUUCCGCCUUUUUGUAACGCUGUCCAAUACAGAAGCCAGCCUCGAUGGGCUCAACCUAAGUUUCGAAGCUGUCGACCAACUACUACGAGCCGAGCCAGAAGCUAACGCUUCAGUGGCGGAUCUGACGACGGGCGCCUGGCGCUGCACCGCGGCGAUUGCCAUCCUGAGCCGGAUAGGUGAUGCAAACUCGCCAUCACGACAACGGGCUCUCUCGUCGGCAGUCGACCAGGCGUGCCGGGCGAUUUCCUCGAUCCCGCCGACGUCCGGCAUCUACAUCCACCUGGCGGCGACGGCAUACCUGGCGGGCAUCAACGCCACGCACGCGCAGCAGUGCGAGAUAGUCCGCAACUACUGGCGCAACUGUCAAGAGUCGGACUUUCCACAUUACCCAGACGGGCAGGCACGAUGCGAGGAGAAGUGGCGCGCCGACGGGCUAGCGUGA
Talaromyces rugulosus is the source of this 1377-nucleotide messenger RNA. RefSeq lists its product as uncharacterized. Gene Ontology annotation, biological process: positive regulation of transcription by RNA polymerase II. Gene Ontology annotation, cellular component: nucleus. Lineage: Eukaryota; Fungi; Ascomycota; Eurotiomycetes; Eurotiales; Trichocomaceae. The record is from RefSeq and is a predicted model, not a curated record. Gene Ontology annotation, molecular function: DNA-binding transcription factor activity, RNA polymerase II-specific; transcription cis-regulatory region binding; zinc ion binding. The coding region runs from base 1 to 1377 and encodes 458 amino acids. The transcript has a single exon.